Durio zibethinus is the source of this 306-nucleotide messenger RNA. The record is from RefSeq and is a predicted model, not a curated record. NCBI's taxonomy places the organism in Eukaryota, Viridiplantae, Streptophyta, Magnoliopsida, Malvales, Malvaceae.
AUGAAGAAAUCUACGCCGCUAGUUGAUGCAGCCUCGCGGUACUGUGCUGUAGCGUUAUUGGCCUUAAUAUUAAUAGGCUCCAUUAGGGCAAAUACUGUGUCAGAUGAACCUGUGAGAGGCAGCCAGCUCCUGAAACGACCCUGUGAUGAAAUAUAUGUCGUAGGAGAGAAAGAGACCCUUCACACAAUCAGCGAAAAGUGCGGCGACCGUUUUAUCGUUGAGCGCAACCCUCACAUCCAUGACCCUGAUGAUGUUUUCCCUGGCCUUGUUAUCAAGAUCAUUCCUUCAACCGGCAGGAAACCAUAG